This is a messenger RNA of Prosopis cineraria, 2840 nucleotides long. RefSeq names its product seed linoleate 9S-lipoxygenase-3-like. Bases 61 to 2520 code for a protein of 819 amino acids. Lineage: Eukaryota; Viridiplantae; Streptophyta; Magnoliopsida; Fabales; Fabaceae. The record is from RefSeq and is a predicted model, not a curated record. The transcript has 9 exons. Gene Ontology annotation, biological process: lipid oxidation. Gene Ontology annotation, molecular function: protein binding; oxidoreductase activity, acting on single donors with incorporation of molecular oxygen, incorporation of two atoms of oxygen; metal ion binding.
UGUACAGAUCAUAUACGUACCUUUUGAAGUUUCCAGCGUUGCUUGAAGAAGAGAGAACAGAUGGAAGGAGAAGUGGUGUUGAAGAAGAAGCAAUCCAUUUUUGGCCAGGACAUACUCUUCUCUCUACAGUUAAUUAGCAGGAAUAAUCCAGACCCUGCGAACGGAUUGAAAGGGAAAGUUGGAAGGAUCAAAUAUUGUGCAGAUAGGAUUAACACACUUCAAUCCUGGUCAGCAGAAAAUUGUACAUUCAAACUUCAUUUUGAGUGGGAUGAUGAAGUAGGUAUUCCUGGAGCAUUUCAGAUUCAAAAUUUGCAUAACUGUGAGUUUUUCCUCGUACAUCUGACACUUAAAGAUGUACGAGGCCAUGGAGACAUCCAUUUUCCUUGCAACUCAUGGGUUUUCCCGACAAUCAAAGACCUCUCCCAUCGCAUUUUCUUUACAAAUGAGACAUAUCUUCCGAAUGAAACACCAAGCCCACUUGUCAAAUAUAGAGAAGAAGAGCUGUUAAACUUGAGAGGGAAUGGAACUCGAGAGCUCCAAAAAUGGGAUAGAGUCUAUGAUUAUGCUACUUACAAUGAUUUAGGGAAUCCAGAUAAGGGUGAAGAUCAUGCUCGUCCAGUUCUUGGAGGGAAUAGCACGUAUCCUUACCCUCGCAGAGGUAGAACAGGUCGACUCGCAACAAAUUCAGAUCGCAAUAGUGAGAGGAGGGUGAAGGGUUGGACCAAUAUCUAUGUUCCAAGAGAUGAAGAAUUCACUGAAUUGAAGACGAAGGACAUGACAGUUCUGAAAGCAAAAUUGGCAUCCAAUGUCAUCCAACCUAAAUUAUUAGAAUGUGAAGAAGAAUUUGAAAGCUUGGAAGAUGUUCUUAAACUCUAUACAGGUGGAUAUAAGAUCCCAAAACCAUUUAAGAAAGCAACUAAGUAUGUUCCAAAGUUUAUGAAGCAAACUUUUCAUAUUGAUAAUGAAGAAUUCUUCAAACUGCAAAUGCCUGAGGUGAUCAGAGCAAGUAAAACAGCUUGGAUGACUGAUGAAGAAUUUGCUAGACAGAUGCUUGCUGGUGUGAAUCCUGUCAAAAUUUGCCGUCUCCAAGAGUUCCCACCAAAAAGCAAGUUAGACAAGACUUUAUAUGGGGACCAGACAAGUAAAAUGACUGAAAAACACAUUGAGAUUAACCUAGAAGGGCUCACUGUUAAAGAGGCAAUGAGGCGAAGGAAAUUAUUUCUGUUGGAUUACCAGGACGAUUUCAUGCCAUAUUUAAGUCGAAUAAAUGCAACUUCUUCCAAGGGAUAUGCGAGUAGGACAAUCCUGUUCUUGAAAAAUGAUGGGACUUUGAAGCCAUUGGCCAUUGAAUUAAGUUUGCCUCACCCAAAUGGAGAUCGAUUCGGAGCCAUCAGUGAAGUUUACUUGCCUUCUAGGUCAGGCGUGGAAAAGAACAUUUGGAACUUGGCCAAAACGUAUGUCACAGUCAACGACACAAACUAUCAUGAACUCAUUAGCCAUUGGUUACACACACACGCCGUGAUUGAACCUUUCAUAAUCGCAACAAACCGGCAACUAAGUGUACUGCACCCUAUUCACAAAUUACUGCGUCCUCACUUUCGUGAUACAAUGAGGAUAAAUGCGACGGCUCGAAGUGCCCUAAUUAAUGAAGGUGGCACUAUAGAAUCAACAUUUUUACCGGGCAAGUAUGCUAUGGAGAUUUCAUCUAUUAUUUACAAGAACUGGGUUUUCACUGAGCAAGCAUUGCCAAAUGAUCUAAUCAAGAGAGGAAUGGCAAUUAGGGACCCAACUUCAGCUGAGGGCCUUGACCUUGUAAUAAAAGAUUACCCUUAUGCUGUUGAUGGACUCGAGAUAUGGUUCGCCAUAAAAGCAUGGGUCCGAGAUUAUUGCUCAAUUUUCUACAAGACUGAUUAUAUGGUUCAACAAGACCCGGAGCUGCAAUCUUGGUGGAAAGAGCUCGUCAAGGUGGGUCAUGGCGACAAGAAAGACGAGCCUUGGUGGCCUGAGAUGCAAACUCGAGACGAGUUGAUAGAAUCUUGCACUAUCAUCAUAUGGAUUGCUUCAGCUCUUCAUGCACCUCUUAAUUUUGGACAAUACUCAUAUGGAGGUUAUAUUCUCAAUCGUCCAACUCUUAGUAGAAGAUACAUGCCUAAAAAAGGUACUCCAGAGUAUUAUGAGCUUGAAACAAACCUUGAGAAGGCUUUAUUGAAAACCAUUACACCAAGGAAGCAAGCCCUUGAUGUCCUUUCCGUUAUAGAAAUCUUAUCAAAACAUACAUAUGAUGAGAUCUACCUUGGGCAAAGAGACAUCACUAAUUGGACAUCUAAGAUAGAUGCCUUGAUAGCAUUUGAGAAUUUUGGAAGACAGAUAACAGAAAUUGGAGAAAGAAUUAGAAGGAGAAACUGUGAUGCGAGUCUAAAGAAUAGAUAUGGUGAAGUUCGCAUGCCAUACACUUUGCUUUCUCCUUCUAGUGAUGCUGGGUUGACCGGCAAGGGAAUUCCAAAUAGUGUCUCUAUUUAAAAGGCCAUCGAUGUGACCUAAUAAUUAAUAAUAGUUUGCAUUAAUGUUCUUCUAGGGUUCUCAAUUGUCAUUCUUUGUGGAAAAAUGAUUGAUGUAUUGGUGAUGUAAAUCAUAUUUAAUUUGAUUUAGGGUUUAUUUUAUAAGAUUUGAUUUAGUGUCUAGGGUUUAUUUUAUUUGAUUUAGCAAUUACAUUUUAUUUAUUUUGAAUAAAACAAGAUAUUUAGGUAAAUAUAGAUUAUCAUUAUUAUUUUUUAAGCAUUUUCAAAUAAAAUGUGAUAUCUAGACUAGCUAGAUAUCUUAUCAUAUUUUAUUGAUUUUAG